AUGAACCACCGCGACGGCGACGCUUUUGAUCGUGUCCACCCGGACUUUGUCGAUCUCAUGUUCCGAGUCGGUAUCGACCCGCCUAUAAACCCCCCCUCUGAGGACGCCAUGGCUCGAAGUAUAUAUCUGGCUAUUCAAAUGGCGAAUGAGUUUGAGCAGGCUGAGUUGGUAUCGAGGAUUAUCCCCGAGGAGGAGUUAGCAGCUGAGCGACUUGCAGAGGGAGACUUUCGCAAUCUCGAUCACCGGAUUACGCUCGAUGAGGCAGAGAGACUGGCAGCGCUUCGGGCGACACCUGAACCUGACAGACAGGUUGAGCGACGGGGUGGUAACCUUGGAGAGUGCAUCAUCUGCGGUGAAGGGGGACAUGUCAGAGCCCCUUGUAACUGCGUAUACUGCUACCCUUGUCUCCGCGAGUUGAUUCGACGAGGUCUCACUGGUCUUACCGAGUUUCCUCCAAGAUGCUGUGUGCAUUUUAGAGAGGAAACAAUCCGACUUGCGCAGCGUCCAGCCCUUGUACACUUGUUCCGGCAACUGCAGGAGGAGAGCGAAGUCCCCCUGCCAGACCGAUUAUACUGCCACGACCCUCACUGCGCAGCAUUUAUUCCCCUGGACUGUGACGGGGAGUGUCUUAUAUGCGAGCAGUUGACUUGCCAGCGGUGCGGAGGGCGAGAUCAUGGUAGACGGAGAUGUGAUGAGGGGGAGAUUCUGGAGGAUGUGUGGGAGAUGAUGGAUCGGAGACGUAUCGUCAACUGUCCUGGUUGCGGGAUCAUGGUUCAGCUGGCUGAAGCCUGCAACCACAUAACGUGUGUUACCUGCCGAGCAGAGUUCUGUCUCAUUUGUGGUGAGCGUUGGAAGACGUGCGACUGCGAACUAUACGGAGGACAUAACCACAUGGUGCCGAUGCGAAGUCGGCCUGGUCGAAAGCCGGACCGGUAUCGUCGAGCUCCACGAAAUGUGGAAGCCGUUGAGCCUGGCCUAAGGAUUCCCCAGUUGCGGCCUCGACAUGGAGAGGAGGAUCGUGGCCCGAGAGUUACGGAGGAUAUGAGCGUCGGGGGAGAGAUGGUGAGGACGCGGGUCCUGCCUAUGGACAUCACCGUCGACAUCAUGGGCGUCGAGAAGAAGAGGAGGCUGGUCCUGCUUUUAGACCGCACCGUGGACACCGAGAAAGAGAGCAGGAAGCGGGUCCUGCUCAUAGAGAACUUCGUCAACACCGAGCUCGAGAGGACGAAGAGGCUGGUCCUGCUCAUAGACCUCAUCAUCGCCGACAUCGAGAGAGAGACGACGAGGAAGCGGGUCCUCCCUAUGAACGGCAUCACCAACAUCGAGAAAGAGAGGAAAAUCAGGCAGGUCCUUUUUAUAGGCAGAACCUUUGGCAGGACCGUUGGGCUCAGGUGUAUGAAAGACCUCAGCCAGAGCUGGCCGAGCCUGAGCCGAUGCCUGACCUGGACCUACCGCCCCCGGCUCUGGAUGCACCAGAGCAGCACCCACAAGAAGAACGGAUCGUGA
Messenger RNA from Fusarium keratoplasticum, 1506 nucleotides. RefSeq lists its product as uncharacterized. Gene Ontology annotation, cellular component: ubiquitin ligase complex; cytoplasm. Bases 1 to 1506 code for a protein of 501 amino acids. The transcript has 3 exons. NCBI's taxonomy places the organism in Eukaryota, Fungi, Ascomycota, Sordariomycetes, Hypocreales, Nectriaceae. Gene Ontology annotation, biological process: ubiquitin-dependent protein catabolic process; protein polyubiquitination; positive regulation of proteasomal ubiquitin-dependent protein catabolic process. Gene Ontology annotation, molecular function: ubiquitin conjugating enzyme binding; ubiquitin protein ligase activity; zinc ion binding. The record is from RefSeq and is a predicted model, not a curated record.